AUAUAUAUAACCAAAAAUUGGCGAUAACCAAGUUAUUUUCUGUUUAUAGAGCUGGUUAAGUUUCUUUAGUAAAAUAUGGAGGGAAAACGCCGUGUUUGCCACAUACAGAGAGGCGACAGCGGCUUUGGUUUCAUAUUAUGCUGUGAGAAUGCCACAACAGAUACAUAUGUUUUGCAUGUGUUAAAAUCCUCACCCGCCAGUAGAGCUAAACUGUCGCCCGGGGACCGAAUAAUUGAGGUAAACGGUUUAAAUGUUGAGAGAGAACCACAUAAAGAAGUUGUUGAACGAUUACAAGGUUUACAAAGCGUUAAACUGAUCGUGGCGCACAGUCGAGCUGCUGAAGAAUAUUUCAAAACACCUGGAAAUGGGAUGACAGUUAAGCCGCUAGAUGAUGCUAAUGAGCUCAGACCAAAGUUGGUGACAGUUACACGAACUAGCUCGGGCUUCGAUUUUGUUUUGCAAACUGUAGGGAAAUCCCCCAAGAUGAGCACGGGAAAGUACCGACAACAGUUGAAAGGAAUCGCAGGACAUUAUGUUGGGACACUAGACAGGGAUGGGGUCGCGUAUAAAGCUGGGUUAAGACAAGGACAUCGGUUGAUUGAAAUAAACGAAACAUCGAUUGAACAAGAGUCUCAUAGUUACGUCAUAGCGGUGAUUCGUGCGUCACACACGGUUAGACUGUUAGUAGUUGACGAAGACACGGAUGAAUUCUUUCUACGUCACGGAAUUUCCCCGUCGGCGAAACAUUUGGACGGAAAACUCGAGUUGGGAACUUUCCCGUCGCCGAUACUCGAAGGAAAACCAAUAGAACGAACAAGACCUUUUAUUUCAAGCCCAAUGCCCUAUUAUGACGUCACACGUUCCCCGUCGUCGCUAAGCGACAUCGCCCUCAUGCGGAAAAUGGCGAUGUCGACGCCCGAUCUUAGCACGUUCGGAAAAUCGACGUCACAAAGCCCCGGCUUCGGGAACCCGUCGAACCCGAACCGAAAAGAGCGCUCGAAAGUUAAAAAACGUUUCAGUCUAUUCGACAAAAAAAAGAAAUCGGGAUUUUAUAAAAGUUCGGUCGAUUUGGCUUCUGGGAGAAAACUAUACGAUGAAACGAUUAUUAGUGAUUCGGAAUCUUCGAAAGGUAGUUCCCCAGCACCGAUCCUUGAGCAACCGGAUAUCGUUAAUGACGUAACAAGGCGAAACGGAACGCCAAUAACUUUCGGCGGCAAUCAAGAACAAACCAAAACCACCUCUCUCAAGACCGGGGCUUCCCCGCCGUUGAAACCCAGUCCUAAACUCGUGAAACAACCGCAUGCUCCUCCCAACCAUAUUGACCACGCGGCCGGGUAUGAAUCGCCACCACCAGGAUACGAAUCCCCGGACGAUUUAUCCACAGUUGGCUACAAGGUUGACUUGAAAACAUUAAAAGAUCACGUCCGCAAGAGGUCAGGAAAGAGCUCGCCCGGAAAACCCCCAAUGAGAAACUACGCUCUAGCGCACCAUGCGGUGAACGGGUACUAAGUUGGAAGAAUCGAAAAAUGAGAUUUCUAUAAACAUUAAACUUUUUUAGUAUUUCAUAUCUACGUCACUACAUUAUACGUCAUUGUUUACGUCAUCGUGAUUACGUAUCACGAGCUAAAAUAUUCAUAGAUUUCCAUCAAGUGAAAGUUCAUAUAUAGUCACAGCAUUCUGUUUGCUUGACUAUACUCCCUAUCAAAAUAUUUAACUUCCGAGCUUAAGAAUAUGAAACUGAUAUAUUUUACUGUACUCCCCACAUUGCGUCCUACAAAGACCUAUACGUGGGCGAUCUCUAGCCCUACCUAACGGAAAGGGAUUUUCAAUAUAAUUACCACAUAAAAUAAUGUAUUUAACCCAAAUAUACAGAGUCUUUCCAUUUUUUAAACCGGUGGCAAAUGUUAGUCAAUAAAACUUCAAUUA
Messenger RNA from Ciona intestinalis (vase tunicate), 1926 nucleotides. The record is from RefSeq and is a predicted model, not a curated record. Lineage: Eukaryota; Metazoa; Chordata; Ascidiacea; Phlebobranchia; Cionidae.